Petromyzon marinus (sea lamprey) is the source of this 3511-nucleotide messenger RNA. Its product is annotated as BAI1-associated protein 3-like. The record is from RefSeq and is a predicted model, not a curated record. Lineage: Eukaryota; Metazoa; Chordata; Hyperoartia; Petromyzontiformes; Petromyzontidae. Gene Ontology annotation, cellular component: secretory vesicle.
GUGCUUGAGUUUAAUGGACUCCCAGGCACCUUACCAACCCCCGGCGCGUCUUUUCACCUGCAGCUGCCACGCCGAGUUUGGUUCUCACCCCGCGGCAUGGGGGACCAGGUGUGACCACGAGUCUCCCUCCGAGCUAUUGAGAACCGCAAGGUGCCACAGCAGCAAUGGACAAAAGUAAUCCGAUAAAUCAGGACUUGCUGUACGAAGAUGUCCUCUACACGCUCGUGCACCAGCCCGACGUGAAGAAGAAACCAACUCACACCAAGGAAUUGAUGUGGCACCUCCAGAAGGUUUUCGACAAGAGUGCAUCCGACCACGAAUCCAUUCUCAAGAAAGUGGAAUCUGCAGAGGCCCCAACGUUUUCUCUGAAGGUGACCGUGAGCAGCGCUCACAAACUGGAGCCGAAGGACACUGAUGGGACCAACAGCCCGUACUGCACACUGGGCAUCGUCCACGGAGUGGCAGACGCCUCCAAGAUGACGGAGGACAUGCUGUUCGAAGCGGACCUGCUGGAGAAAACGAACCGGCAGCAAAAGACCCUGGAGCCCGUUUGGAACGAGACGUUUCUGCUGGAAGUGGAGUCCAUGGAGAGCGAUCUCUUCUGUCUCUACAUUUGGAGCCACCACCAGUCGUCGAUGGUGAAACAGCUGCGGAGAGUCAACUCGUUGGCAGGAGUACGCAACAUGGGCAAGAUUGUGAUUAGAAAUUCGCUCAAAGCAAGAACGGAAAAUGUUGACGUCUUCCUUGGACGACUGUGUUUGCCACUGAAGGGUUUCCCGUGCGGGCCCCACGAGAUGUCCUACAAACUCCAGCCACGCUCGCGCAAGUCCACCGUGCGUGGAGACUGCAAACUCACCACAACGUUCGUGGUGGAAAGCCAGUCGCAGCGAUGCACAGGCCUGGGUGCGGUGGGAGUCUCCCGCCUGCAGACCUACAGGGGCCUGCUGGAGGUGCUGCUGCAUUGGGAAGUAGAACAACAGGCCGCCGUGCAUCUCGGCGAAGCCAGCGCCCGCCUGCUGGCCCAGCUCGGCCAGCAGGCCAACCUCUCAGCCCAGCAGCGGAACCUCGCUGAGUGGACGGUGUACAGCAGGCACACCCAGAGGAAGGAGCUGGAUUAUCUCCUCAAGCUGCUGCGAGACAUUAACAGAAAUUGGGAGAAGGGCGCUGUUCAAGACCUGGAAGGCGAUCUGCAGCGGAGCUUCCGAGAUUUUACCGCCGUCGCCACGGCGAAGCUCAGAGACUUGGAGAAGAGCUUCCCGCUCUCGCAACCGGAGUCGCUGGCUCACCUGAAGACUCUCCUGGAGUGCCUGUGCGAGGUGUUCACAUGCAGGGGCAACAUGGACGGCACUGCACCCGCCGCAAGCCUGGCCAUCAUCCAGCAGGCCCUGGCGGAAGGAGCUGAAUGCUGGUACAAUGAGAAGAGGGCACCGAUAAUCUCCGAGAAGUCCACGCAAGAGCACCUGGACAGUCUCGUGGGCCUGUGCGAGGAAAUGAACAACCACCUACAAAGCAGUCCCUACAGCAAACUCUUCACCGACGUGGCGAGCGUGAACAUCAACGCCGUUCGCUAUCAAGCGAUGGAGAAGCUGGUGGCGGCCGACGUCUCGUCGGCCAUGAGGAGCUUCUCCGAGCUGGACGACUCCGUGGCGGACAUCAUCCACAGGCUGUACACGGCCGUGCAGGGCCUGCACCAGCUUGGCACUCAGCUGCUCGCUCGAAAGGCCCUGGAGGCGACGUUACUAUCGUCGUUCCACGAGUGGUUCCACUCGGCCAUCCACGACUGGCUGCUCGUGUGCUUCCGGAAGUCUCGCCAGGUCACCUCGCUCGCCGUCGAGAAGGACUCGCUGAAGACGGAAAGCUCAUCGGUGGACUACAGCAGCUCGGCGUUCGACAUGGUGUCCUGGUUCACGAACAUGCACAAGUUCUGGCUGCGACUCGCCUGGCCUGACUCUAAAGGAUCCAUCGGUUUAGCGAUGAGGAUCAUCAAGGAUAUCUUCGGGAUGGCGCAGUACUACGUGGAGAUGAUGGAGACGAAGCUCAAGACGCAAGUGUGUCCCCCGAGCAACGGGGGACAGUUCCUGCUCUCCGUGGAGGUGUGCACGGCCCUGAACAGCGUGCAGCACGUGCGGGCGGUGCUGCUCUCAAUCCCCGAGCAGUGGGAGCUCGACCCCGCGCAGAGGGUGGACGGGGCCAGUGGCGACGAGGGCCGCCGCACGCUGGGCGAGUGCCUGCAGAAGUACCAUGGCGGCAUCCGGGAGGUCGCCGACAAACUCUUCAACUGGAUCACGGAACUGAUCCUGUCCGACUUCAAGAAAAGCCUCAAUGACGGCUGUGAUUUGGAAGCGGUCGCGAUGGGGGUCGGCGCCGCCGGAGCCGCCGGCGCCGCCGGAGCCAGCGCGGCGAAAAGAGCGGAGGGGAAGCGCGAGGAGCGGAGCGACCCCCGGACCCCCCCCCCGCCCCAGUCGCCCACCAGAGAGGCUGCCAUGCCACUGCUGGACAAACUCGAUAUUAACCUGAAAAUCUUGCACGAAAACGUUUCCAAAGAGACCUUCCAAAGCAUCCUGGCCUUCCUUUGGCACAACAUUGUGGACAUGUUCAGCAAGGGCUUGCAUGAAAACGUGGAGCACACGAAGGAAUAUUACAAAAAAAUCCACAAUGUCCUUGAGGCUUUGAAGCAGAUGGAGAUUGCGGACGGUCACGGGCUGCCAGCGGACUCGGUUCACAGCAAGGAAUGCAGAGAUUUGGAGAGAAAACUGAAAUUGCUUCGGUGCGACACCAAAGAGCUGAUCUGUCUCUAUUUCCAAGAGAUGGGGAACGAGGUGCCAGAAGCGGCGAGCCAGCGAGCGACCAUCACGGUGCAGUGCUCCUACAGUCGGCGGAGCCUCGUGGUCAACAUCCUCAACGUGAAGAACCUCUCGCCGCCCGAGAAAGCCAGUGCGCCGGAGAUGAUCUACAUCCAGGUGAGGAUGUGCCCGCCGCACGUUUUUCCGAGCACUUCGAAAAUGAAGACCUCGUCCUUCAAGCAGGACACCUCGCUCAUCAUCGACGAGACGAUCAGAUUCGAGGUGGACGAGGAGCAGGCGAGGAACGGCAGCUCGUGCCUGCUGCUGCGCGUCAAGAACAAGAGCACGCUGCUCACCGACGUGCUGGGCGAGGCCGUGCUGCUGAUGAGCACGGUGCCGGGAGUGUGCACCGACGGGAGGCCCCAGGGACAGCGCAGCCUCUUGCUGUGGCCGCACAACUACGACAGCGACAUCUUGGCCGUGCUGGACAAGCGCGUGGCCGAGGAAGAGUCGCGCGACUUCCUGCAGGCGCUGGGCCGGCUCGAGAGCCCGGCCCGCAGCUCCGUGCGGCGGAUCACGCAGAGAAGCUCCACCAUGAGGAACAGCAUACGCAUCCUGAAGUUAAAGGCGUUCAAGCGAUGAGGGAGCCAUGGAAGAGACCCCACCUUCGACCCGGCUCGUUUCCCUUCCCGUUUGGUCACAAUAGUUUUUCGCCGAAAAAAAAAAAA